CUCAUAGAAGAGUCGCUGCGCUUCAGCGGAGUUUAUUUCAAUCAGACUCUGGACCGAGAGCUUCUCCUGCUUUUGGACUGAACUUCACAGGACUGCUUCCUCCGGGAUGGCCGCGUCGAUUCUGGAGGAGGAAACACGUUAUGGAUCCAGUCCCUUGGCUAUGCUAACAGCCACCUGCAACAAGUUUGGAAACACCAGUCCAGUCCGAGACUCCGCCACGCCCGGCAAACCGGGAAGCACGGUACCAGUUAAGAAAGCCUACAGCAUGACUUCUGAACUCCAGAGCCCUAAGAAUAACGUGCGCGGCAAUGAGGGCGUCGCAGACUCUUACAGCGGCUCAUUUAGCUCCGCAGGGGGUUUGCUAACCCCGACUGGCAGCCCUCCUCCUGCUCCCACGGGAGCGUACGGCUCCGAAUACAACCCGUUCUCCAGUUUCCAAACCUCCAGUGCCUCUCAGGACCCUUCGCUCCUGGGGACCAAAGCCACAGCGGACUGCCUGGCCAGCGUCAACACCUACUUGGACAUGACGCAUCCCUAUGGCUCCUGGUACAAGGGCAUCCAUCCCGGGAUCACGGCUGCUCCUGCAAACGCAACAUCUUCUUGGUGGGAUGUCCAUACCAACUCAAACUGGCUAAGCGCUGGACAACCUCAACCUGAGAGCCUCCAACCCGUCGCUCCUCAAGCAUCCCUCAAUUCCCAGAUGCCUAGUUACACUCCCGAUUUUACGCCUUUAAAUCCGGCGCCAUAUCCGUCUGUUGGCUUGAGCUCGCUCCAGUCUUCCCAGCACAUGCUCCCUCAGGACAUGUACAAGCCCAAACCCGUCCCAACUUCUGGAAUCCUGGACAAUUCCAUGGGGCUCAAACCGGCUCGGGGAUCUCCCGGAUACACCGGCGGAUCUACAACCGGAAGGUCUACUUGCGAUUGCCCAAAUUGCCAAGAGUUGGAGAGGCUUGGCGCCUCGGCUGCAUCCCUGCGCAAGAAACCCGUCCACAGCUGCCACAUUCCCGGCUGUGGGAAGGUUUAUGGCAAGGCUUCGCACCUUAAAGCCCACCUGCGUUGGCACACAGGCGAACGACCCUUCGUCUGCAACUGGCUCUUCUGCGGAAAGCGGUUCACUCGCUCCGACGAGCUGGAGCGCCACGUCCGCACCCACACUCGAGAAAAGAAGUUCACUUGUCUCCUGUGCAAUAAGCGCUUCACGAGAAGCGACCAUCUCAGCAAACAUCAGAAAACCCACACAGAAGCCAGCCUGCAAGGGAAAGGUCCGGAAGAAGAGGCAGAGCCCAGAGCAACCGAGGAACCGACGGAUUCCGGUAAAGUGGCUCCUCAGGGGCCCGCCGGUGGCAUGCAGGACCCAACGGUUGGCGGAGACGAAAAGAGCAGCACGGGGAACGGUGUGGACGGCAGCAGCGGGCUGCUGGAGAUAUAAAAGCGCUGUGUGAGGAAUCGGAUGAAGACUCUGACAAGUGGAGCUACUGUUGCAUUGGUGCUAAGCUGCGUAUAAAAAAUGAAAUCCUGUGUUUUAUUAUGCAAUCUGUUUUUAGGAACUAGUCGAAUGUGCUCCACGGAGAGCAGCGUAUCAUGAACAUUUUCUAGACUUGGAGAAAUGAAUUACACUACCAGUCAAACGUUUUUUAACAGUGCUAUUUUUGAUGUUUUUAAAGAAGACUUUUCUGCUAACAAACCUGUAUUUAUUUGAUUCAAAGUACAGCAAAAACUGUACAAUUUUGAAAUAUUUUUACUAUUUAAAAUAUCUGUUUUCUAUUUGAAUCUAUGUUAAACUGUAAUUUAUUUCUGUGAUCAAAGCUGUAUUUUCAGCAUCAUUACUCCAGUCUUCAGUGUCACAUGAUUCUUCAUAAAUCAUUCUAAUAUUCUGAUUUGCUGUUUAAGAAACAUUUAUUAUUAUUAUCAAUAUUUAAAACAGUUGAGUACAUUUUUGUCAUGAUUUGUCUUUAAUGAAUAGAAAGAUCCAAAGAUCAGCCUUUAUCUGAAAUAAAAGCUUUUGAAACAUUAUACACUAUAUACCAUUCAAAAGCUUGGAGUCAGUAUUUAUUUUUUUUUUUUUUUGAGGGGGUUUAUAUAAAUUAAUACUUUUACUUAGCAAGGAUGCUUUAAAUUGAUCAAAAGUGAUGAUAAAGACAUUUAUAAUGUUACAAAACAUUACAAUGCUGUCCUUCUGAACUUUCUAUUAAUCAACAAAACCUGAAAAAAUUAUACUCAUCCGUUUUCAACAUAAUAAUAAUAAUAAUAAUAAUAAAUGUUUUUUUUUUGAGCAGAAUAUUAGAAUGAUUUCUGAAGGAUCAAGUGACUGGAGUAAUGAUGCUAAAAAAGUUAUCUUUUAUCGCAGGAAUAAAUAACAUUUAAAAUAUAUUUUAAAUAGAAAACAGUUAUUUUAAAUAGUAAAAAUAUUUCACAAUUUUACUGUUUUUGCUGUACUUCGGAUCAAAUAAACGCAGGCUUGGUGAGCAGAAGAGAAUUCUUUAAAAACAUAAAAAAUCUUACUGUACACGUUUGACUGGUAAUGUACAAAGAACAUCAGACACAUGUUUGUCUGGAGAGGCCUACAUUUUGGGGAGUAUUUUUAAACGUUUUAAUGUCUACAAAUUAUUAUUGAAUUAUUUCUUAUUCUCUGUUUUAGAUUGCUUCUUUUUGACAACUUUUAGGGACGGCUGUUUUUGAAGCCCAGCUUGAGUUUCUGUCAGCAGAGCAUCUGACAUUCGGGCUUUCGAUCGAUGCACAUUUCGUCCUGUUUUUAUUUAAUUCAAAUUGAUUUCUUUUAUUUUUGUAAUCCUGAAUGCUUUCUUGAGGACUCAUUACUUUGAUAAAAACUGAUCAGGACGUAAUCUUCAGUUUAGGCUGCAAAGAGGCAAUCUGGUGUACAGUGAAUCGUUUCUUUUAUUUCAUUACUGGUCCUGUCGCUUGUCAUUGUUUUAUUUAAUUUCCUAUUUACAUAAAAUCUAAUUUAUGUUUUAAAUUAUGAGACAAUGUUGUGUUUCACUGGUUUUGCUGAAUGGAGGUAG
Messenger RNA from Onychostoma macrolepis, 3020 nucleotides. RefSeq names its product Sp7 transcription factor (gene sp7). The transcript is spliced from 2 exons. Gene Ontology annotation, biological process: regulation of transcription by RNA polymerase II. The coding region runs from base 107 to 1429 and encodes 440 amino acids. Gene Ontology annotation, molecular function: RNA polymerase II cis-regulatory region sequence-specific DNA binding; DNA-binding transcription factor activity, RNA polymerase II-specific. The record is from RefSeq and is a predicted model, not a curated record. NCBI's taxonomy places the organism in Eukaryota, Metazoa, Chordata, Actinopteri, Cypriniformes, Cyprinidae.